Striga asiatica is the source of this 1149-nucleotide messenger RNA. The record is from the annotation of a GenBank genome assembly. Lineage: Eukaryota; Viridiplantae; Streptophyta; Magnoliopsida; Lamiales; Orobanchaceae.
AUGUCCGAGCCACGCGAACCAUUUCCGAGCAUAUUUAUUAAUUGCGGGGUGACAUCUAUUUGCGCAUCUCAAGACGAGGAGGAAGAAACAGGAAGAGAUUAUCCUGCACUUGUGCAAUGGAUAAAAAAGACAAGUCCCAUGAGAAAAGAGAAAAAAGUCGCCAAGAGAUCUCUCUCCUACGCACCAUUCCUUAUUCCGAUCACCAGAGUGGCUUUAAUUUUCAGAUGGUGGACCUCCGAGACUAUAGCCGUGGUGACGGGCGCCAACAGGGGAAUCGGGUUUGAGAUCGUGCGCCAGCUGGCGUUGCAUGGAUUGACGGUCAUCCUCACGUCUCGUGAGACGGCCGUUGGUGAAGAGGCUGCAAAGGUGCUGCAAGAGUGCGGAUUGGAUGUGGUGUUCCACCAGCUUGAUAUCGUGGACCCUCACUCGAUCGAAGCUUUUGUCAAGUGGGUCAAGGAAAAAUAUGGCGGCAUAGAUAUAUUGGUAAAUAACGCGGGAGUAAAUUUCAACGCCGGAUCGGAUAACUCUGUGGAGUAUGCAGAAAAAGUCAUUGGUACAAACUACUUUGGGACAAAAAAUAUGAUCAAAGCCAUGAUUCCUGUAUUCAGACCUUCGGAUUCAGGCGCACGAAUCGUUAAUGUCAGUUCUCGAUUGGGAAGACUAAACGGGCCACGAAAUAGAAUUGAAAACGUGGAGCUGAGGAAAAAACUAGAGGACGACGAGUCGCUAACCGAGGAAUUAAUCGACGAGACAGUGAACAUGUUUGUGGAACAAGUGAAGGAUGGGACGUGGGUGGAAGGCGGGUGGCCACAUGUUUUCACAGACUAUUCGCUGUCGAAAUUGGGUGUGAACACGUACACGAGGCUUAUGGCGCGGAUAUUUGCUGAGCGGACGGAGGGUGAAAAGAUAUACAUAAACUGCUAUUGCCCAGGAUGGGUUAGGACGGCCAUGACGAGGUGGGCAGGGCAUGUGAGCCCAGAGGAAGGGGCGGACACUGGGGCAAUCGGCUUACUGUUACGGGUCGAUUGUCUAGGCCUCCCUCGGGAGCCUGGCUGCCUCCAGCUCGUGGAGCUCGGGUUGGGCCUGGAGGCGUCGGGAAAAAAGCGAGACGAGCGAUGGAGGAAGGAGGCUUGUCUUACAUUAACAUGA